UUGUAUUUCUAUCAAGUGAGCUGUGCUUUCUUCCGUUCAUAAAGUUGAUCGUUCAAAGCACGUGUUGGGAAUUCGACGUGACCGUGAUGUGUUUACCGUCGGAACAAACGAAAAACCUGUCAGUUAACAUGGAUGCUGAAUCUUCCAACAAUGAGGAAGUCACACGCUUGCAGCAGUUGCUGGACGAAAGCACCCAAAAGCUAGAGGAACAUCGUACCGACUACGAACAUAACCUCAAACAGUACUACUCGAUGAAAGCCCAGGAAUCUAUGGUGGAACUGCAAUUCGAAAGUUGGAAGCAACUGUACAGGAAGCAAGAAGUCCAACUUGCCGAUAAAUACAGUCAAAUGCGCGAUGCCAAACUAAGCAUUUGGCGAGAUCGAGAGGAGUUUUGCGAUUUCUCCUCCCAUUUUGCCAAACAUUUCUCAAUGGAUCGUUGUCUGAUUCAGCUGAAACGUGCCGCGAACGCUGAUGACAGUCCGGUUGCGAAGAGUUCGAAAAACUUGGACAUAGUUUAUGACCCAGAUGAGGAUCUACAUUCUUUGAAGAUGGCAGAGAUCGAAGAGGAAAUUGAAAAACUCAAACAGAAGGAAGUCGAACUAAACAACGCAGAACGAGAGUUGAUCCCCGAUGAGGAUACUGUUCGACGAUUGCAGGAGACACUUAAUAAUUCCGUUAGCUGCUUGGAGGACACCGGAGCAGAAAUCAGAACUUUCGAAGGCAGGGAUAAGGAUCCGGUAGGCAUAGUAAGAGACAGCGAAGUGAAAUCUAUUCUAAAAAGACCAUCGUUCUUGACCAAGGAAAUUGAACGGAAAAAGGUUCGAUUUGAAUAG
This is a messenger RNA of Ochlerotatus camptorhynchus, 833 nucleotides long. RefSeq lists its product as uncharacterized. NCBI's taxonomy places the organism in Eukaryota, Metazoa, Arthropoda, Insecta, Diptera, Culicidae. The transcript is spliced from 2 exons. The coding region runs from base 87 to 833 and encodes 248 amino acids. The record is from RefSeq and is a predicted model, not a curated record.